UAAAGGGAAGUCACUCAAGAACUUCCUUCACGUGCGGCAAGGAGCAACGUCCUUUUAGUGAGUUAGAAAGUCAUUCACACUUUUAGUUGCUGAAAUGGAUUUUUCUUCCUCGCCUCCUGGAGGAAAACUGGGUUCCGCUGACAAGGAACAACUUAUGGAUCAGGUCAAGCAACAGAUUGCUUUGGCUAAUGCUCAGGAACUUUUGCAGAAAAUGUCGGAGAAGUGUUACAAGAAAUGCAUAUCUAAGCCUGGGACAACCCUCGACAACUCAGAACAGAAAUGUAUUGCCAUGUGCAUGGAUCGAUACAUGGACUCUUGGAAUUUAGUUUCGCGUGUAUACAGUCAACGUCUGCAAAGAGAACGUGCACGAUUACAAUAGACUUGAACAUUGUUCAAAAACAGUUGUGGAAUCAUGUUGCUGAAUGUCUGGGUACAUCAUCCACAGUUUAUUUCAAAGGGCAGAAACACCAUGAAAUGAAGAAUGAAUGUCAUGCUUUAUGUAAACCAAAAACCAGAAGUUGGGAAGAAUUAGCAAACUCUGAUGCAGAAAUCAGUCAUCAAAUUUGAAUCAGCUCUUCCCAUCGAUUGUUAAACAGUGAACUGUAUCUCUUUAACCUUGCAACAUAACUGCCAUUUAAAAUUCCUUUUUAAAGAUAUGUUUAGAGACAUCUCAUUUUUGUUUUUACGUGUCAACAGUUUCCAGCAAGAUGUAAUUGACAAAUAAAAGUACACCAUAAAAUACUGAGCUGCAUUAUAACUUAUGGAGAUCAUUAUAAUCAUUGCCAUCUUUGAUUGAUUCAUCAUUUGCCUUCGAGUGCAUAAAAGGCUAAGCUGACCCCAUAAGAGGUUAUUCAUGGCUUAGUUGUCUGAAAUGUUUUGAUCGAUAUCAUCUGAAUGUAUCGUUUUGCUUUGUAAAAAAAAAUCAUACUGCAAAA
Messenger RNA from Pomacea canaliculata, 935 nucleotides. RefSeq names its product mitochondrial import inner membrane translocase subunit Tim13-like. Lineage: Eukaryota; Metazoa; Mollusca; Gastropoda; Architaenioglossa; Ampullariidae. The coding region runs from base 95 to 379 and encodes 94 amino acids. The record is from RefSeq and is a predicted model, not a curated record. The transcript is spliced from 3 exons.